CUUGAUUAGCAAUCACUGCUGCGCCCGAUAGGUGGCAGCGAGCCAGCGAGCCAGCGACCCACCCGACUCUGUUCCAACGAGCCUUCCCUCCCAAACUUGCACGCUGCCCCCGCGCUCGCCUCCGCCCCCGAUCCAGAUCCAGGGUGGAAUAGGGAACGGCCAUACACCAUGGCGGAUUUCUCCAAGGAAUCUUGCCCUUCUGUGAAGAACAUUUUACUUCUGGAUUCUGAAGGAAAGCGUGUUGCUGUAAAGUAUUUCUCAGAUGAUUGGCCGACUAAUGCAUCAAAGUUAGCCUACGAAAAGUCUGUUUUUACUAAAACUCUAAAGACAAAUGCACGGACAGAAGCUGAGAUAACAUUGUUUGAUGGUUAUAUUGUCGUUUACAAGUUUGUACAUGACCUUCACUUUUUUGUCACCGCUGGAGAUGAUGAGAAUGAGCUCAUCUUAGCAAGUGUACUACAUGGUUUUUCUGAUUCUGUUGGUCUUCUACUCAGGGGUGAUGUUGAGAAGCGGACUGCGCUUGAGAACUUGGAUUUGAUACUUCUCUGCAUUGAUGAAAUUGUGGAUGGGGGAAUCAUCCUGGAAACAGAUGCAAACACCAUUGCUGGUAAGGUUGCAACCAAUGCUGUUGAUGGUUCUGUGCCCUUUUCUGAGCAGACGAUAUCUCAGGCACUAGCCACAGCUAGGGAGCACCUUGCAAGAUCUCUACUGAAAUGAACAACCAGCAAUAUGUAUGACAUAUAUGUGUGUUAAAGGUUGGGCUACUGAAUGUUAAGGGUCUUUGUAGUCGUUAUUCAUCCCAAAGUGCUGCUGUGACAGAGCCUAGUUGAAUAUCCGAGGGAUUGGUCACAUGCUCGUUAUUUUUUUUGAACCAGUGAGUUUGUAGCUGCCAUAUUUCAGGUAAAACAUAAAAUAAAGAGUUGUAAUUGGGUGUAAUAUAAUUUUCACCAUACAAAAAAAAUCAUCUCAACUAUCAAACCAUGGUAAAAGGUUCAAAAUUAUCUAUCAAAUGAUUAUCCCUCCAGGUCGGAGGAAGAAUGGAUCCUCCGUCAUUGAAAAGGUAUGGAGGCUUUACUCUUGCUCAUAAUCGGAUCAAAAGAAUCCUUAUUUGUAUUAGUUUUCUUCUAGGUUUAGUCCUACAUCAAGUCAGUUGCCCGAGGCAUCUGAUUGAAAAUGUACUUUAUAGGCCAUAUUUGAUUUUGCUUUCCCCGCACCACGCUUAGAUUCUACAACUCGUGAUUAUUCGAUUCUUGCUUAUAGUUCAACUGGUGAAUUAUCGUUUGGGUAAGAUGCUAAAAUAAUCUAGAUGUUUGAUGGC
Messenger RNA from Zea mays, 1318 nucleotides. RefSeq names its product Coatomer subunit zeta-2. Gene Ontology annotation, biological process: intracellular protein transport; retrograde vesicle-mediated transport, Golgi to endoplasmic reticulum; intra-Golgi vesicle-mediated transport. The record is from RefSeq and is marked validated. The transcript is spliced from 7 exons. Gene Ontology annotation, cellular component: COPI vesicle coat. The coding region runs from base 169 to 717 and encodes 182 amino acids. Lineage: Eukaryota; Viridiplantae; Streptophyta; Magnoliopsida; Poales; Poaceae.